AUGAGCCAAUCCCCAGCCAGUCGCGGGGCGACGAAGAAGAGCCGCUACGAGAUGAAAAGAGAACGGGAUGUGCGGCUUCACUAUGGGGCCGCCUUCUGCAAUAUACCACGCGUUGACAACCUGGCCACUCAUGUCCCCCACCCAUCUCACGACUCGACUCUAACGGCUUUGUGUCAGCUGACCGCUAUCCGCAUGGGAGGCCAGAGGGCCAUGAUCUCGCUUCUGGAAGAGGAACGACAACAUAUCCUAGCGGAAGCUACUUGUGAUUCCCCCCUCCAUCCAGAUACACCAAAGGACGAGCAGGAUGCGCUGUGGGUUGGAAGUGUUAGCAUUCCUCGUAAUCUGGCAUUAUGCGAGAAUGUGUUGGAUCUUAGUCGUGAGGAUAAUGUCUUGGUUGUCAAUGAUCUUACGGCACAUCAGAAAACUGACCUUCAGGGUGCUGUUUACAGCAACUCCGAUGCACGUUUUUAUGCUGGUAUUGCACUCAUUUCCCCAAACGACACAAUAGUCGGGACGUUAUGUAUCUUCGACAACCAACCUCGGGACGGCCUGACAAGUGAGCAACUUGGUCUUUUCAAGGAUAUAGCAUCAACAAUUAUCGGGUACUUGAACACAUACACAAUCAGGGAUCAGUACAGCCGAGGAGAAAAAUUUACGCGCGGCCUGAUCUCCUUCGCCGAAGGUGCGACAGCUCUAUUGCCUUUUGAGCACAACGAACAACAAAACCCAUCAUCAAUACCUCAGGAAUUUCCGGACCUAGCUUCGGAAACAAAAGAAAAUCCUCUCUCUACACAUGGCAGGGGAAGAACAGAAGCGGACGAUCCAUCACCAGACAAUUCGCCUUCCCCGACCCAUAAGGCAACUACCGCGAGGUCUGCAAGGCAUCAAGCAAUAGGGGCACUUCAAGACUCUAUUCUGCCCAUGGACUCAAAAUCAAUGUUCUCUCGUGCGGCGAAUGUCAUGAUGGCCUCGAGUAAUUUGGAUGGGGUACUUAUAUUAGAUGCAAGCGUUGCAGCAAACGGAGGCCAACAGCGCAGCAAUACCACUUCUCGAACCAGGAGCAGCUUCGAUUCUCUAUCUGAAUCUUAUCAGUCAGCAUCUUCUAGCGAGGGACCAAGUUCAAACAGCACAGAGGGCAACGCGUACAAUGCAUCUUCUUCAAACUCCAAAACAUGUCAGUUGCUUGGAGUUGCCACUUCUAAUGACAAGAGGAAAGCAGCAUAUGGGUCGUUGUUGGAGUCUGAUCUUGCGCGUAUGCUCCACGAAUAUCCGCAUGGUAAAAUCUUCACUUUCACAGCCAGCGGCAUAUUUGUAUCCUCAGACGAGACCACCUCGAGCCCUUAUUUUACGGAGCAGUUACCCAGAAUGGCUUCUUCCAAACGCCAGACAAAGAACUGGUCAAAGAGAUGCUCGGAAGCUAUCCAGUCAAUGUUUCCUGAAGCAGCUAGCGUCGCGUUUGUUCCAUUCUGGGACUUUGAGAGGUCACGGUGGUUUGCAGGCUGUUUGUGUUGGAGCAACAACCCAUAUCGCCUACUUUCUCCCUCUGUUGAUUUGAUUUAUUUAAAGAUUUUCAGCAAUUCAAUCAUGAGGGAGUUGUCAAGACUGGAUGCUAUGGCUUUGGAUCAGGCUAAAUCAACAUUUGUAGCCUCCAUAUCUCAUGAGUUACGAUCUCCUCUGCAUGGAAUAUUAGGCACACUGGAAUUCUUCAAGGACACGCCCCUGGAUUCCUUUCAGGCCAGUAUGCUUAAUUCUUUGCAUGGCUGCGGAACAACCCUUCUUGACACCAUCAACCAAGUCAUGGACUAUGGCAAGAUCAGUGAAUCGAGAAACAGCAUCUCUUCGAAACGAAUAAAGAAUGAAAAUACCAUAAGGCUGUCAUGCAAACCAGUAAGGGGUAGAAGGAGGAAAGAUCCCGCUUUCGAUAUUAGCAUUGCGACAGAAGAAGCUGUAGAGGCUGUCUUCAUAGGGUCGUCAUACAUCCCCGUCACCGCUAAAUACAUCGAGCAACUUCCAUCAAGAACAGGGUAUGAGUCGGCUCCUCUUCCAAAACGCAAGGUACGAUUUGUCAUACUUGAUGUGGCAUAUGAAGACGAUUGGAUGUUCUCUUUUCCAAUCGGAUCAUGGAGAAGGAUAGUUAUGAACUUGUUCGGAAAUGCUGUCAAGUACACAGAGUCAGGCUAUGUGCACGUUUCUUUGCGUUCUAGCAAAUCAGCAGAAAACAACAAUGCACCUACAACGAUUAUACUUACAAUAACCGACACGGGCUUGGGAAUGACUCCAUGUUUUCUUGCCAACCGAAUAUUUGAACCCUUUUCCCAAGAGAACUCACAUUCGCCUGGUACCGGACUGGGCUUGAGUAUAGUCCGACAAAUUAUCGACACGAGCGGCGGGAAGAUUGAAGUCAGCAGCCAGCCGUCCAUUGGCAGCAAAGUCACCGUUAAACUCGCACUUACUCAGCCGGAGUCCUCGGAUAUGUUGAUGGCCGAGCAUAGACGGUUUCAAUCGACCCUAGCAAGAUUGCAGGGUCACAGAAUCUGCAUACUUUCCAGGAAAACUAAAAAGUCUCCAGAUGAUGCCGAUUACUCACAAGCUGAAGAAGGACUUGUACGCUUCACCAAUGCGCUCGCUAACACCCUCGAAAAGCACCUGAAGAUGGACGUUGUAAUGUCUACCGAUUCUGAAUACAAUGGUGCAGACAUUGUCAUUUGCCCAGAAGUUUCCUUCGAUUAUCUCAACAUUAUUCGUCGCCGUAGAACUCGCGAUCAGCAAGCUCCUGUCAUCAUCUUUAUCGGGAUGGAUGCACUUGAAGCAGCUACUCUUCGUUCAGACGUUCGUGUGACUUCCAAGCAGUCUGUAGUUGAGAUCAUAACUCAGCCAUGCGGGCCGCACAAAUUGGCUUUUGUUCUUAAUCGAUGCUUGGAUCGAUACGACCGACCUGGCGAUAAUGUACAGCCUUCGAGGGCGGUCAGCCCCCUUCCCCAAACUGCAACCUAUGGAGCUAAAGAGCUGGGCAUUUCCAUUCCGCCACCCAGCCCUGCUCAACUGAAUGAUAAACCAUUGCAGGCCAGACCCGCAGAGAAUGCUGCUAAGUCCCCAGCUACGACGCCUACACCACAGCCUGUACAUGUCCCACAUCAGGAAGAAGACUUGGCUGCAUCCCAUAUACUCAUCGUCGAUGACAACAUGUUGAACCGAAGAUUACUUGUGGCAUUCAUGAACAAGAAUGGUUUACAACACCAAGAAGCGUCAGACGGUCUUGAGGCAUUGCGCAAGUACCAAGCGGACCCACACAAGUUCGAGGUGAUACUCAUGGACAUGUCGAUGCCGGUCAUGGACGGUAUGGCGGCCACUCGGGCGAUUCGCGAACACGAGCAAACCCACAAUUUACCGCGCAGCUUCAUUAUCGCAUUGACUGGCCUCGCAUCCUCAAGCGCCAGGCUGGAAGCAUGGAGCUCGGGCAUCGACCACUACAUCACCAAGCCUGUGAACUACAAGGAGCUUAGAGAACUUUUGAACAGCGAGAAAUUGCGAAAGGAUGGACGCCGGAUAUCUUCGGAAGUUCCUGAGAAAACAAGUGAAGAGGCUACGGAGAAUAUAGCUUGA
Bipolaris victoriae FI3 is the source of this 3603-nucleotide messenger RNA. RefSeq lists its product as hypothetical. Bases 1 to 3603 code for a protein of 1200 amino acids. Gene Ontology annotation, biological process: phosphorylation; phosphorelay signal transduction system. Gene Ontology annotation, molecular function: phosphorelay sensor kinase activity; protein binding. NCBI's taxonomy places the organism in Eukaryota, Fungi, Ascomycota, Dothideomycetes, Pleosporales, Pleosporaceae. The record is from RefSeq and is a predicted model, not a curated record. The transcript has 7 exons.